Molecule: messenger RNA, 1151 nt
Organism: Phytophthora infestans T30-4
Lineage: Eukaryota; Oomycota; Peronosporomycetes; Peronosporales; Peronosporaceae
Exons: 1
Coding region: 267-1151 (294 amino acids)
Source: RefSeq, a predicted model, not a curated record
UUUGCGCGGCGUUGCUGCUGGGGGCGCCAUCAGCUCUAUGCAAACCAUUUGCGAUUGCGAAGCCAGCCAGCCAGGCCUCCCCACGUCCCCCACGUGUCGGUUAAAAUCUCCUUGGUCUCUGCACGUCGCUUGUCUUGUCCGACUCACACUAUCGAGCAAGCCAGCCGGCGGACGGACCGGCCUCCCCGAAAUCUCUACGCGCUUGAAGACAAGCACCCGCCAAAAACCGCCACGCGCGACCUGGUGGACACUCCUCAACGUUCAGUAUGAGUCAGAACACGUCGUCGUCCACUAAAACGCCAGGUAACCCCAACGGUAAGGCCAAGGCCCGUGCCGGCACCGCCAGGGACGAGGACGUUGACGAAAAAGUGCUACGGCGCCGGCUCCAAUACAAGCUCCACCAGCGGCGUCACCGCGCCAAGCAGAAGCAGAAGGUGUCCACGCUCGAGCUCGAGGUACAGAGCCUGGCGGCUGAGGUUGAUACGCUCAAUCGCCAACGCAACAAUCUCCUGAUCGAAAACAAUUUUUUCGCGUCGCGCGGGAUGACCGGCGGUGUGCCAGCUCGCGUGGCCAUGGAAUACUUCCGGCUGUUCCAGUAUAGUGCAUCUUCGAUGAAUGGCAUCGACCAGCAGGAGCAGUAUCUACGGGCCGUGAUGACAUCGGAGACCGUCGGCCCGGACUAUGUGGGUGUGGACACCGUCGUCACCCAGUGGCGGCUAUUCUGCAACUUCUUCGCGUACACGAGGUACGACCCACUCGCCAUUGACGUUGCGACUGUCGGUGACCUCACUGCUGUCGUGGUCGACUCCAUCUUCAGCGUCCGCGCGCGACGAGACGGUAUCAUCACGCUCUACCCAUCGCUCAACGGCGACCUGGGGCUCACGCAGAAGCUGUCGGGUAGCAUUAUCAACAUCCAGGGCAAAUACCGCUUCACGUUCGAUUCGAACGGGAUCAUCACCUGGUUCAGCGCGGAAUGGGACCUUGUGGGCGCGCUGCAGCAAGCGCUGGGCGGCCUGGCCGACGUCUCCACGGUACUUUCGGGGGCAAACAUCUCGUCGUCUACGGGUCAAAUCCAAGUCGAUGAAGCCCCCGCAGACGAGAUGAAGCCCCGCGUUGACCCUCGGCAUAACGUAGAGUUCCUGCUCUCAUAG